AAAGCUGCGAUUGACAAGUUCAUUGAGCACUAUGGCGACUUAGCUGAUCAGACCGAAGACAUCGCCGACCGAUACUUCGACCUCGAGAGCAAGCUCCCCAGCGACGUCGACGUAGUCCAAUUUCGCUGCAACCUACCACUUCAACUCGCCCACGCCGUUGUUCUCCAUUCUUCUGCAAAGGACUUUACCCUCACGGACAGCCAAAGCCCGGCAAAGCUCAAGAAGGCGUGCCAGACCUGGAAGAUUGAGCCGUGUGUAUGCAUCUUUCUACUCGACGCAGCUCGUUUUGGUCGACGGUUUUUCCAAUCGCUGCAUAAUCUUUCCCAGCAUUGCAACGAGUGGGCCAAGGCAAUCCAAGCACUCCUAGACUGCGCGCAAGCUCGCCGCAAAGCCUCAACUUCCCUCGGCUGUGGCGUCGCAAAAGACGCGCCGGGCGUCAUAGGCCACGACAUCAGAACAGCAACACAGCGCAUCUCUGGGAUCAACCGCGUCGAUUCCAAACCUACACGCAAGAAGACCGUCGCAGUAUCCAACGUUGAGAACCCCAUCACCCCACACGAUCGAAAGCAGGAGGGCAUCUCUGUAGCCGAAGAAAGUCACAACGGGCGCAAAAACCAAGGGGCGAUCGAGAAUCGACCGAUUGAGACAAGCUCUGCUGCUGGCAAUAUCAAGUCACACGGAAACAGCCCCGAAGACGAGGCCAUCCCCGAAGCCGAAGACCUCGAGCCCGAAAACGAGGCCAAUCACACCGAGUCCCAACGCGAGGACAGCCACAUCGAGCCCGAAAACGAGGACAGCCACAUCGAGUCCGAAGACGAGGACAGCCACAUCGAGUCCGAAGACGAGGACAACCACAUCGAGUCUGAAGACGAGGACAGCCACAUCGAGUCUGAAGACGAGGACAGCCACACCGAGUCCCAACGAGAGGCCGAUCUUGACGGCAAGGACAACACCUCUGAAGGCGAGACCUACGUCGAGGCCAACGACUACAUCCUUGACGACCUUGACGACCAAGGCGCCUCUGUGAGCAACACCGACGCCACCAGAGGACAAGCCGGGACCGAGGGCAAAGACGAAGUCGUUGGAGAGCAGUCCGUGGCCGAGGAACCUGACGCUCAGGCGGGCGGAAGCUUCGACGAACAGAGCUACAAUUCCUUCGAGUAUUUCAGGCACGCCGAGCCCUCCCUCGUCGAGGACCAUGAGCCGGAACCCUUAAACGUCGUACCAGAUAAUACGUAUCUCUACUACGAGCCCGACUUUACCUCAGGUGGUUCCUACGACUCUGAUAAUAUCCCUGAAGCCGACAGCGAUGCCGAUUCGACUGGGCGCCCUUUGUCGCAGAUAAUCGUGAACAGCACCCAUUCGUUCGAAGGAGACUCAGACAUCUUCACGCUUGAACUACCCAUGAUGGAGUCUCCGCCGCCCUCCGAAGCCGGCUUGCCGUCGAACUCUGUCACGAGCAACAUGCUUAAUAUCGGCAUCGUCAGUGAGACGCCCUCUGCUCUCGAUUCGGACAACGUAGACAGUCGGAAGCGAAAAGGUCGCUCAUCAUCCCCAGACCGGCCAUCCAGACGGAUACGACACUCCACAGACGGCAGUCCACUGCAAGAUUACUACAAGACGCUGGCACCCGCCACAUGUUUGACUGGCUGCGUGAUUUCGGCAGCGCUGAACGGUUUUUCCAGCCUUCUACACAAUUCAACGUUUGUCGCAGAUAGCCCAGCUUCCAACAUGCAGGAGCCGACAGACCGAGCACAGCACAGGAUUGUCUCUGUUCUGACUCUGCCUCAGAACAAAGAGACUACAAUCGUCAUGCCAGUGGCCAAGAAAGGGCACUGGAAUGUGGCAGUGGCAGUCAUCAACAACAGUCGAGGAAGCAUCGACCUGUACGACUCAAUGCCAAGCGAUGCUGCAAGUCGAAACGCCCUAGUCAAUGAAGCAAAGGAAAGGCUCCAGAAGCUGAUUACAGCAGCUGGCUCCAGGGACCCGGCACUCAAACAGCGGUUGCAGGAAUUGGACUGGACCAGCCGCCAACGCCACAGUACCAUGCAACAGAAUGGGCAAGACUGCGGCGUCGCCGUUAUCUUGCACUGUCUCCAUACAUUCGCGGGCAUGUCGCCGCCAGUAACAACAGACUGGCUUCUAUGGCGUCGAAUCAUCGCUGUGUUUCUGUUUACCCAUGCUCAAGAGGAAUCCGGUGUCGACGGGGUCAAUCAGCCCGGAAGGCCUCCAAGUGCCACCGUUGUUGACGACAUUCGAGCUGCACACGCAAAAGCUCUGUUCCUGUCGUCAAGGCCCCAAAUAGAUUGCAGCGCUCCUGCAGGUCUUCAUCCUCUGAUGGUAACAUCGGAUUCGCCGUCCUCCACAGGAGGAGCCAUGUACCACACGGACGCCGUUGCGGGAUUCAUCACAAGCCUUCAGAGCUGGGCCUCGGAGCUGUCAAAGCGUACCACUGAAGCCUUGACAAGUAUGAAGGAGGCGCGCCAGCUGACGAUGAUGACGAUCGCCGACAUCAACAACCUCAUCUUCCGCAUACGCACGAAGGGAAAGGAGCACCAGAAUGACGAACAGGAGAAAGCUCGAGUCAAGGCCAAGACAAUCGAGCAGCGACUUCGUCUCACCAGAGAGACGCUCGAAAAGCACGAGAGCUCCGUCGGCGACAUCGAGAUCGCCAGCCUCGCUCGGCAGCGAAUUGCCAUUCUUGAAGACGAAGAAAAAGAGAUUGUGCACCAACAAGCUCGACGGUCGAACGAACGAAAGGCCGUCGAGAGAGGCCUUGACGCCAUAGAGAUGGAACUGAAGGAGUUGAAGAAAGAACUGGAGAAAGCUGGCUGA
Molecule: messenger RNA, 2835 nt
Organism: Colletotrichum gloeosporioides
Lineage: Eukaryota; Fungi; Ascomycota; Sordariomycetes; Glomerellales; Glomerellaceae
Exons: 2
Biological process (GO): proteolysis
Molecular function (GO): cysteine-type peptidase activity
Source: RefSeq, a predicted model, not a curated record